GUGCACUUUUCUCGCAGAGCGCGAGCUGAACAGUGAUCACGGGAGCUGAGGAUCUGAACCACGGAGUCUGAGCUCUGUCCUUUUCUGCGUCAGUGCAUAUAGAAAGAGGACACUGGAUUCCCAGCAGCACGUUCAGGGAACUUUUAGUGCAUUUCCACGGACGUCCUGAAGCAAACGUUGUCUCCGAAUCUUGGAGAAAGUUUUGUUUCUGACUCUGGGAUGUCCUCAGUGAUUUGGACUUGAGACUGCAGGCGGUGAGAAUCUUCAUGUAGGAGACGGAACGCAGUGCGCAGAAAACCAUGCUGAAAGACGCGUGGGGAUAAUCAGGAAAAGAGCAAGAGGAUACAAGUUUUGUCGUGAAGAAGAAAUCUUUGGGAAGUGUCUAAAAUAUCGAAGACCAUGGCCUCCAGUUUAACGUGUGCUGGUGUGGUGUGGUCGCUUGUGUCUCUGCUGAGCGCCGCGGCGUGCUGCGUGGGCUUCUUUAUGCCAUACUGGCUGCUGGGAUCUCAGAUGGACAAGCCGGUGUCUUUCGGUACGUUCCGCCGCUGCUCGUAUCCGGUGCGCGACGAGGCCAGGCAGGCCACGGUGAUGCUGGAACAGUGCGGCCGCUACGCAUCGUUUCAGGGCAUCCCGAGUGUGGAGUGGCGCAUCUGCACGGUGAUCACGGGCACCGGCUGCGGUCUGCUGCUGCUCGUGGCGCUCACGUCGCUGAUGGGGUGCUGUGUAUCCGAGCUCAUCUCUCGCACUGUGGGACGCGUGGCGGGGGGCGUGCAGUUCGUCGGUGGUCUUCUCAUUGGCUCUGGAUGUGCCCUGUACCCUCUCGGCUGGGACAGUGAGGAGGUCAGACAGACGUGUGAUAACCGCUCAGACCAGUUUGAACUGGGCUCAUGUGAGAUCGGCUGGGCGUAUUACUGCACCGGAGCGGGCGCAGCUACAGCCAUGCUGAUCUGCACCUGGCUGGCCUGCUUCGCUGGCAAGAAACAGAAGCAGUACCCAUAUUAGGAGAGAUUCAGACAGCUUUAGCUUUAUCUUCAGCUUUAAGCACAGAGCCAACAGCACAGAGCAGCCAAGGACGAAUGCCUCAGUGUGGACUACAGAGAGCAGAGAUGCUCUUUCUCCUAAGGCAUGAGCACUUUCUUCAUUCUUCUUUUUCUGGCUGCUGGAAUCCUCUCAUCACUGAGUACUCACAUGGAAGUAUCUUUUGACAUAAAAUAGACUGAUCACACACAGCAAAUGAUGCUCUUUCAUAUCAAACAUGUCUAGAGGACAUAUGUCAGAUAAUUAGAAGGACCAAUUACCCUUGUUGUCUUCUGUUACAGAGAGUGCUCUUUUUUUUCUGUGUACUAGAGCUGGUAAAAUCUGUUAUAAAGAUAAACAUCCAUCGUUAUUAUAAAUUGUUUAUAUUUACAUAAAACUACAAAAUGCAAUAAAUGUCAUAUUCAACAUCCAUUGUUAAAUAAGCAUUAUCAAAAGGUUAAUGUCUAUCAUUUUAUGAUCAUGUAUACUAUGGAAAAGUAUACACUAUAAUCGUACAUUAUGAUAUACAGUAUAUGCUUCAUAUCGAAACACGUUUUGUGAUCAUGUACAAAACAUGUAUUAGCCAUUAUAUGUUGUAAAUAAAACAGAAUUUUCAUCAACAGAA
Molecule: messenger RNA, 1642 nt
Organism: Tachysurus vachellii
Lineage: Eukaryota; Metazoa; Chordata; Actinopteri; Siluriformes; Bagridae
Product: LHFPL tetraspan subfamily member 6 protein
Exons: 4
Coding region: 400-1002 (200 amino acids)
Cellular component (GO): membrane
Source: RefSeq, a predicted model, not a curated record